Messenger RNA from Closterium sp. NIES-67, 2040 nucleotides. Lineage: Eukaryota; Viridiplantae; Streptophyta; Zygnematophyceae; Desmidiales; Closteriaceae. The record is from the annotation of a GenBank genome assembly.
GACCUUCUAGAAGGGAACUGACCUCGUUCGUGACCUAGUUUUAGGGAACUGGUCGAUUUUUAUGGUGGGAGCGGCAAUUUGUUCCGAGUCGUUGCCGAUCUAGAAGAGCGGCGUUCCCUCGUCCGUUAUCUGCUUGGUCUACUAUUCCCUGUUGCAGGCAAGCGGCGCGAGCACGGCCUGUCAGCGAACGAUCCUGUUUUCAAUACGGGUAUAAUCAACGGUCGAUUUUGAGAGUCGCCUACUUCCGUUCUUUCGCGAUGGACGCGAUAAGGAAGCAGCUGGACGCGCUGAUGGGGGCCAACAGGAACGGCGACGUCGAGGAGACGAACAAGAAUUACUACGACCGGGACGUCUGCCGCGCCUUCCUGUGCGGACUGUGUCCGCACGAUCUGUUCACUUUAACGAAAAUGGAUCUCGGGCCGUGCUCCAGGGAGCAUUCACUCCGCUUGCGCAAGGAGUACGAGGAGGCGAAGGCGAAAGGCUUAGCGGACUACGAGAGGGAGUUAGAGAGCAUCUUGGAGAAGCUGAUUGUGGAGUGCGACCGCAAGAUCCAACGGUCGUUCAAGCGCCUGGAGGACGAGGAGGGUGCUGCAGCGCUGAACGCCGUUAAAGUGUCGGAGGUUACGGAGUCGCCAGAGUCGGUUGAGCUGACCAAGAAGAUCUAUCAGAAGAUGGCCGAGGUCGAUCAGCUGGAGAUGGAGAACAGGAUGGACGACAAGAUCCGGGCCACGGAGGAACUGGAGAAGCUCAAGCAGGAGCGAGCGGACAAGCAGGCCCAAUCCAUCCUGGACGCGUUUAACAAGGAUCGCCUGUCCGGCCCGCCUGCUCCCAGUGGCCCGGCGUCAGCCCCUCCCCUUCUGAAUCAGCCCGACAGCAAGACGCAGGAGAUGAUCAAAGAGAAGCUCAGGCGCGCGGAACAGCUAGGCGAGGAGGGGCGGGUGGACGAGGCUCAGAAGCUCAUGGAGGAGGCGGAUGCGCUCAAGAAGCUCGCCAUGGCUCCCAAGCCAGAUCCGAUAGCAAGCCUCGGCUUUCAAAUCGCGGAUCAGAAGCUCCGGGUGUGCGACAUCUGUGGGGCUUUCCUCAGUAUCUUCGACAGCGACAGACGGUUGGCUGACCACUUUGGGGGGAAGCUGCACCUGGGGUACCUUUUCAUCCGCGACAAGAUCAACGACAUCCGGGAGAGGAGGAAGAAGAAGGAAGAGCUGCGGCCCAGAUCCGAGGAGCGCAAGGAGCGGACUGACGACCGAGACAAGGACAGGGAGAGGGAUAGGGUGAAGGAGAAGGACCGAGAUCGGGACCGGGAUAGGGAUAGGGAUAGGGAUAGGGAUCGGGAUCGGGAUCGGGAUCGGGACAGGGAUAGGGAUAGGGACAGGUACAAGGAGAGAGAGAGGGACAGGGAUAGAGACAGAGAGGGCGAUCGUAGCCGUGACAGGGAGAGGGAUCGGGAUCGGGACGACGAGUGGGCACGAGGCAGGGACCGGGACCGGCGGGGCCGCGAGUACGACCGAGACCGGAGGCACAGGUCUCGCUCGCGAUCCCGCUCGCGUGAGCGGUACUCGAGGCGCUCCGACCGCUACUGAUGCCUUUUCAGUCCCCCAAGUCCUGAGCCGCGUCAAAUUUAUCCCAGCCACUGUGAACCAUGCAGUACUCCUUGCUUUGCUUCAGUCAGCCAAGCGUAGCAUGGAGCAGCUUCCCGUUGCCGCAGUGCAGUGCAGUGCAGUGCAGUGCAGUGCGGUGCAGUGCGGUGCAGUGCAUACCAGACUGGACUCUGCUGCUGCUGCGUGUGGCUGCUUGUGAUUUGCUGGUGGUGAGGUGACUCUCCUCUGCUGUUCUGCAUGAUUCUCGAUUGAGAUUGUUGCUGCCUUACAGGGGAGAUGCUGACAUGUAGGGACUUAAGGUAAAGCACUUGAGGUGUCUGAGUCUGAGUCUGACCCAUGUAUGCUGCAUAUGGUACAUGUAGAGGCUUCACUAGAUAGGCACUCACUUGUCAUAUUUUAACCCAUUGCCGUUUGCUUAGCUAAACAACUGACACUCUUUUCU